AGAGGCGCUGUUUACAUAGUAAUACACAAGUCCUGGGCCAAAGUCAAACGAGAAAGAACUUGUUUGGAAGGAUGGUGUCAUUCCUUUUCCAGACUGAAAAGCACAGGGGGAGGGUCUAAUAGCUGGAAAGGGGAAGAGAGAAAGAGAAGUUACAGUCAACUCUUACUCAGCCUGGACCAAGAGAAAAAGCAGAACAAAAGGAAGAGGGGGAAGGAAAAGGGAGAUCCACACUGCAGCUGUAUUAACAGGAUAAAUUCACAAAAUGGAGGACUCCAACAGUAGCAAGCCGGUUGUGGUGACGUCCUCUCUGAACUUCAAAGUCACCACCCCGUCCUUCUACAACCAGCCAAAGAAAUUUGCCUCUGUGGCACCACCACGGCCCAAAAGUAUGACACCUCCCUCAGCUCCAUCACCGACACCAGUGGGCACAGGGGUGAUUGGUCGAGUCGGAGAUCUGCCUCCACCGCCCCCUUCGCUCUGUGAUGACUUCCCACCCCCACCUCCUCCUCCACUGGAUGAUGAUUUGCCAGCCCCUCCCCCCGAAUGCCAAACCACACCCACUGCCUCUGACGCCCCCCCUCCCGCCUUCCCUGCUCCACCUCCAGUGGCAGAUGAUCUGCCCAUGCCAGCUCCCCCUGAGGAGAGUGUCUGUUUGCCCACCUUCCCCUCCCCCCCUCCUCCCCCACCACCUCCACCUCUACCUGCAUCCAGUAUCAGUAUUCCCAGUGCUGCUGGGAACCCACAGAAACUGAUGGAGAAACAGACUAGCUUCGACAGACAACUUGACUCUCUAACUGACUUGCUGUCCGAGAUGGAGACCAGGGGACCUUUCAACCCUAAGUUACCAAACCAGUAUUCUGCAGCACCAGCUCCCAAGCCUUCAGCUCCUCCCCCGACUGCUCCUAAGCCUGCGCUCUCCUUCCUCCCUCCCCCUGAGAUGGGAGAUCGCCCGCCUCCAGCACCCUGGGCAGAAGAACUCAAAGCCAGGACAAACCGACAAGCCAAUCACAACAACUCUGCACCAAAUUCUGCUGCUCAGCCGUUUGCUAAGGCACCUGCUGUGGCUCCCAAGUCUGGUUUUGGAGGGAGAACAGCAAUGUCAUCAGUCUCACUGGCACAAAAACUGAACGAGAACCUGAACCAGAACAUGACCCCAGCCAGUGCUGCACCAAAACCCUCACCUCCUUCUGCCACCAGCUCUUUCCCUCCACCUCCAUCUGCUCCCCCUGCACCUCCUACUCCACCAAACAAUAUGGCAGCUCCCCCAGCCUCUAAUCACAUAAAGAGUCCUCCCUUUGCCAGUCAGGUGAAUGCAAACCAAAACCUUCCUGCUGCUGUGCCUCCUCCUCAACCCAAGAUGAUGCCGUCUCCCCAGUCUUCUUAUAACCAACCAACAAAAACUUCCCCUGCAUCAAUGCCUUCACCUCCUGGACCCGUUCCUAUCCCAGGGGGAGGUGUUCCUCUGAAUAUGAGGGAAGUGGAGGAACUGGAGAGACUGACCAAGGACUUCAUCAAAGACAUGGACAAACAGGCACCUGUCAUCACUUCUCCUCCUUCAGAGGUCUGUGGGAAGUGUGGCGAGGCUCUGUCCCGCACCCAGCCCGCAGUGAGAGCCAUGGAUAAACUCUUCCACUCCAACUGCUUUUGUUGCAUGAGCUGCCAUCGCCCCCUGCAGGGCAUGCAGUUUUAUGACAGGGACGGCUCACCUCAGUGUGAGGACUGCUAUAUGAAUUCCCUGGCGGUGUGCUCCCGAUGUGGGGAGAAGAUCACAGAUCGUGUGCUGAAGGCAGUGGGCCAAUGUUUCCAUGCCCACUGUUUCCGUUGCAGCACCUGCUCCUGCAUACUUGAGGGGGCGCCUUUCAUCACUGAUGACAACAACAACCCCUACUGUGUCCAGGAUUACCACAGGCGUUUCUCCCCUCUGUGUGUGAGCUGUAAUGAACCCAUUGUUCCAGCCGCUGGCAGCGAGGAGACAGUCAGAGUGGUGGCUCUUGACAAGAACUUCCACCUUAAGUGUUACCGUUGUGAGGAUUGCGCUCGGCCUCUCUCCAUAGAAGCUGAUGAAAAUGGCUGCUAUCCACUGGAUGGCAGGAUCCUGUGUAUGAAGUGCCACACCCAGCGAGCCAAGCAAGCUGCACAGUGAUUGGCUGAAGCAGCAUCACUCAGAUUAACUAUGAACCAAAUCCAAAAGCACAGGAUUUAUUCAGCUGCCGGUUUUGCCUUUGCAACAGGGCUUUAGUCAGUAUAUGUGCGCAGGUGUGAGCGUGAAUGUGCUGUGUGAAAAGGUAUGUUUGCAUGCAGAUACUGUGUAGUAUUCCCCUCGUCUUGUUCACUUCAGUGCAGAAGUAAUGUACUGCAUUGAAAUAAAUGCCCUCAUCUUUUAUUCCCAAUCUCCAACCCUCAAAUCUCUCACCUAGUCCUCUUUGUAUACUAGAGUGUAUUUUUUGUGCCAAUUCUAUGUUUACGCGAAAAAAUUCCAGCAAACUUGCACAAGAACAGUUUGGUGAAAAGAGCGGUCUGAUGAAUAUAGAGUUGCCUUUCUUUGUCGCUCCUCAGUGAAGUUAGUAGCACCAUGUAGUGAGAUAUUUCACUUUCACUGGCUGGUCUUUUUCCUGUAAGCAUUGUAGCUGUUAUCGAGACAGAUGUUACCAUAGGGGAGAACUUUCAGGGACCACUCUGCAGAUUUCACCACUAUGGCUGUUGGUAGAGCAUAUCUUUAACACUUCAGCAGUUGUUGUGCCUGCAAGCAUAGUUGCUUUUCUGCCUAGAUUGUUCUUCUUAUCAGCCAGUCUACUCUGAUAGCAUUUUACAUUCAUCUAGGGCUAAACGCUGACUGCAAAAAACAAAAAAAAAAAAACAAAACAAAUUAAAACAGUGAAAGUUGCUCUGUUUUUUGUGACAUGAUCAUUUACAAGCAUGCAAUGAAUUAUGUCUUGUUGCUCUCUUGUUUGAUCAUACAUACUGUAUAAGGGCAAGGUUAGAACAAAAAUCAGCCAUUUUCUUCUCAAGCAGAGUUCAGAGCUGAUUUCCAGCAUAUUUUCAGAUGCAUGCUUUUUUGGAUGCACAAAAUUUAAACAUACAAGCACAGAUUCCAUUGCAGGGAUCUCACAAUUUAAAAAACAGUGUAGUUAUAAAUGUCAGCGGCAUGCUGAGAACAGGACCUAUUGUGUGAUCAUUGCACAUUCCUAGUGAAAUAAAAUAUUCUUUUAGUGUCACUUUGACUCUAAAGUCUCUGCACAUGAUCAAUUUAGUUAGUUUUUUUUUAAGUAGAUGCCAUCUAGAAACAUAAUAGUUUAAAAUAUACAUUUUCUUGGAAUCUUUUGCUUUCAAAAAUUGUAAUUUAUGGACCUUUUUUAAAAACUAAAUAUUAAGGUUAUAUGUAUACCAACAUUAAAAUAACCCUGUCCUAAUUACAGGAUAGUAGAUCAGUAGAGGCAUUAGCUUUGAGCUUUAGGUAACAGAUGUUAAAACAUAGUGACCAAAUAUGUCAAAGCUGUAAGAUUUAGGCUGAUAAGUUAGAUGAUUCAUUGUUUUCAAAUUCAUGUGUCUUUUUUUAAAGACCAUUUUUUGGUCUGAAACUGUUCUGUUGUUACCGUAAAUACCACUUUUUUUUCCAUUAUUCAUUCUUUGUACUUAAGUCUGGUCAUGUCUGUUAUAUACCAUUUUAUUCCUACUUUAUUGUACUGUAUUUCAUUGAUUAAUGCUUACACUUAUUUGGAGAUUUGCUCUCUCUACUAUAGUAUUCCAUUGUUUCUUUUGAAUUGAACUGGUUUGCAGCCACAGAAAUUCAUUCCACAUAAAGGAAACAGUUGUUAUCUGUGUUUGCAUUGAGCCUGGUGCACACUUAACACCAGGAUGACUAAUAAGGCAAUAGUUAUUCAGCAUUGCAUGCUAGCUGUGUAGGUGGUGGUAGCAUUUCUUCUAGUAUUAUGUCUUUUGUUUGCACCAGCUACACAACCAUUGUGGCCCUGCAUUUGUCAUGCCUAUGUGAUAUAUGUAUAAUGAUGCCUUCUCAAUUUACCUGCGUUUUGUUGUGUUUUGUCCUAUACAUUCGGAUGCCUUGUCUUUUCAUAUAAGUUUUUUUCAUAAAUUCCUGUUUGAUAUGUGUGAAUGUGUAUAUGUUACAAAAAAAAGUUAUUUAGCCCCACCCCUCCCCCUUUGGCUGUAUUAAGAGAUAAACAAACAAAUAAAUAAAAUUCUAUAAACCAAA
This is a messenger RNA of Scatophagus argus, 4210 nucleotides long. It is a transcript of the gene zyx, whose product is annotated as zyxin. Gene Ontology annotation, biological process: transforming growth factor beta receptor signaling pathway; integrin-mediated signaling pathway. Lineage: Eukaryota; Metazoa; Chordata; Actinopteri; Scatophagidae. The record is from RefSeq and is a predicted model, not a curated record.